AUGAUGCUUAGUGUACUUGUGCUUGAGUACAAGCGAUACGAAGGCCCCGAAAACGUUACGUUGACGAAGAAGACUAUCGAGGACGCGGACAACUACGUGACGUUAGAAACGCCUAAGACUGAAGUAAACCAGAUGAUCUUUCCGAACAGGUCAACUGUGCUUGAUGUCAGCGAAAAGGAGAAGAAUUUCGUCCCGGUAACGCUUGCUUUCCAGGAUUUACGGUAUUCAGUGAAAUCGCCGUCCAACCCCAAUGAGUCGCUAGACUUGCUGAAAGGCAUCAGUGGGUUUGCUUUGCCAGGCACCAUCACUGCACUUAUGGGCUCUUCUGGUGCUGGAAAAACGACACUGAUGGACGUGAUUGCCGGUCGGAAGACGGAAGGGACCAUCAACGGCAAGAUCCUGCUUAACGGCUACGAAGCUACAGACCUGGCUAUUCGACGAUCAACGGGUUACUGCGAGCAAAUGGACAUUCAUUCCGAAGCCGCUACGUUCCGAGAAGCUCUCACAUUCAGCUCAUUCCUUCGUCAAGACAGCAGCGUUCCUGACAGCAAGAAAUACGACUCGGUGAACGAGUGUCUGGACCUCUUGGAUAUGCACAACAUCGCCGACCAAAUAAUUCGAGGCAGCUCUGUGGAGCAAAUGAAGCGCUUGACGAUCGGAGUUGAGCUGGCUGCACAACCGAGUGUGAUUUUCCUGGACGAGCCGACGAGUGGCUUGGAUGCUCGCUCAGCCAAAAUGAUCAUGGAUGGCGUUCGUAAGGUGGCUGACAGCGGCCGUACUAUCGUGUGUACGAUCCACCAGCCGUCUACCGAAGUGUUUCUCUUGUUUGACAGUUUGUUGCUGCUUAAACGCGGUGGCGAGACGGUUUUCUUCGGUGAUCUUGGUGAGAAUUGCCAGCAUUUGAUCGACUACUUUGGAGGUAUUCCUGGACCCCCGGAACUGCUGGAGGGCUACAAUCCCGCUACUUGGAUGCUUGAGUGUAUCGGAGCUGGUGUUGGCAAGGCCUCCAGCAACGACAUCGACUUCGUUCACUAUUUCAAUGAGAGCGAAGAGAAGCGGGUUUUGGAUUUGAAUAUGAACAAGGAAGGAGUGACUUUCCCGUCACCCCAUACCAAGGAGAUGACUUUCGACCGCAAACGCGCUUCAUCAUCCUGGACCCAAGCUCGCUUUCUCGUACUGCGCUUCAUGCGCAUGUACUGGCGCACUCCUUCGUACAAUAUCACGCGGUGCAUCAUCGCUUUACUCUUGAGUCUUUUGGCCGGACUGGUUUUUGUCGAUUCCGAGUACACAAGCUACCAAGGACUUAACAGCGGUGUGGGAAUGUUGUUCUUAAUGUCUCUGUUCAACGGCCUUGUGUCAUUCAGCAGCGUGCUCCCCAUUGCCAGUGAAGAUCGCGCAUCAUUCUAUCGUGAACGCGCCUCUCAGAGUUACAACGCGCUCUGGUACUUCGUGGGCUCUACAAUUGUCGAGAUUCGGUACAGUUUCGUCGCCGGUCUGCUCUUCACCGUUGUGUUCUUCCCGAUGGUGGGCUUUACGGGCUUUGGUACGGCUGUUCUCUUCUGGAUCAAUAUGUCACUCUUCAUGCUCAUGCAGACGUACAUGGGGCAGUUCUUCUCCUAUGCCAUGCCAAACAUCGAAGUCGCUGACGUGCUCGGGAUGCUCGUCAACUCCAUCUACAUCUUGUUCAUGGGAUUUAAUCCACCGGCGAACGAGAUUCCGAGCGGCUACAAGUGGUUGUACGACAUUACCCCUCACAAAUACUCAAUCGGCAAUUUAGCUGCUCUGGUGUUUGCCGAUUGCGACGACGUCCCGAUGUGGAACAACGAGACGCAGCACUGGGUUGUCAGCCGAUAUCGAACACCCCACUGA
Phytophthora nicotianae INRA-310 is the source of this 1869-nucleotide messenger RNA. RefSeq lists its product as hypothetical. The transcript is spliced from 2 exons. Lineage: Eukaryota; Oomycota; Peronosporomycetes; Peronosporales; Peronosporaceae. Gene Ontology annotation, molecular function: ABC-type transporter activity; ATP hydrolysis activity; ATP binding. The record is from RefSeq and is a predicted model, not a curated record. Gene Ontology annotation, cellular component: membrane. Bases 1 to 1869 code for a protein of 622 amino acids.